UCUCAAUUUGCACUCAAGGCAAAGAAAGACAUGGCUACGCCGCCUAAUUCUUUUUGUUCUUUGUUCUUUAUUUAUUCCAUUCUACUUUCUUCAUUCUUCCUUGCCUAUGAGGCACAAGCCUACCCCCCAGUAGUGAAUGGACUAUCAUAUUCUUUAUAUUCCCAAACCUGUCCCAAGCUUGAAUCCAUUGUGAGAAACCAUCUUGAGAAGGAGUUCACGCAAGCUAGUUGGCAAGCUGCAGCCUUACUCGUCGUUUUCUUCCAUGAUUGUUUUGUUCAGGGAUGUGAUGGAUCGUUGCUGCUGGAUGGGAAUCCAGGUGAAAGGGAUCAUCCACUCAACCGAGGCAUAAGCCUUAAGGUUCUGCGGACCAUUGAUGAUCUAAGGAAUGUUGUUCACAAUGAAUGCGGCAGGAUCGUUUCUUGUGCAGAUAUCACUGUCUUGGCAGCUCGUGACGCUGUUUACCUUUCUGGAGGUCCCAAUUUUGCUGUGCCACUUGGAAGACGAGAUAGUCUAAACUUUAGCUUCGAAGAAGUAAAUAAUCUUCCAUUACCCUACAACAUCACUAGUGUGACACUCCAGACAUUUGCAUCCAAAAACUUAGAUGUCACAAAUGUGGUUGCUUUAGUAGGUGCCCACACUCUUGGUCGUGCCCAUUGUCACACAUUCUACAAUAGGCUUUCUCCUCUAGACCCCAACAUGGAUAAAACCCUAGCCAAAAUCCUCAACACAACUUGCCCAAGUACAUACUCACGUAACACUGCCAACUUGGACAUAAGAACCCCCAAAGUGUUUGAUAACAAAUACUACAUUAACUUAAUGAAUCGCCAGGGUUUGUUCACCUCUGACCAAGACUUGUUCACUGAUAAGAGGACAAAGGGGCUAGUAGAGGCCUUUGCACACGAUCAGACCUUAUUCUUUGAGAAAUUCGUGGAUGGAUUUAUAAGGAUGAGCCAAUUGGAUGUCUUGACGGGGAAUCAAGGUGAAAUUCGUGCAAAAUGCAAUGUCAUAAACAAUAAGAGACCUAUAGUGACGUCUAUUAAUGUAGAUGAGAUGGUACAAUUAAUCUAUUAGUUUUGAAUUAUAAUAUGCCCCAGUUUGUUACUUGGGUAGUUCUUUUGUGUGUUGCUAGCUAGUUGUUUGCUUGUUCAUAAAUGUUACUUAUGACACGACUUUAGGCCUUUUAGUGUUUCUUACUUAAUAUGUAUGUAUCGUGUAAUAAGAAUUGUUUAACUUGCACUUACGUUUGUUAGGCUAGAAAA
Messenger RNA from Glycine soja, 1259 nucleotides. Its product is annotated as peroxidase 12-like. The transcript is spliced from 3 exons. The coding region runs from base 31 to 1071 and encodes 346 amino acids. Gene Ontology annotation, biological process: hydrogen peroxide catabolic process; response to oxidative stress. NCBI's taxonomy places the organism in Eukaryota, Viridiplantae, Streptophyta, Magnoliopsida, Fabales, Fabaceae. Gene Ontology annotation, molecular function: peroxidase activity; heme binding. The record is from RefSeq and is a predicted model, not a curated record.